Pseudogymnoascus verrucosus is the source of this 1425-nucleotide messenger RNA. RefSeq lists its product as uncharacterized. The record is from RefSeq and is a predicted model, not a curated record. Lineage: Eukaryota; Fungi; Ascomycota; Leotiomycetes; Thelebolales; Thelebolaceae. Gene Ontology annotation, biological process: glycolipid biosynthetic process. The transcript has 6 exons. Gene Ontology annotation, cellular component: lipid droplet; plasma membrane; mitochondrion. Bases 184 to 1410 code for a protein of 408 amino acids.
CUGGUACUCUACGAGAUAAUCGUCACUACAGCUUACGAAUUUGUUUGUUAGAAAGCACGUCGUAUGAAAUAAUGAACAAAUUCUCCUCCAGAAACUCCACGAUCUGCCUCCGUUGUCUUACUUUAAAUCACUUCUUGUCUCUGUCAUUCCUUGUUCUGAUCAUUCCUCAAACUCUCCUCAACCAUGUCUUCCACAACAAGAGAAUACGAUAUCGUGGUGUUGGGAGCCAGCGGUUAUACUGCCUCAAUCGGCGCCGAAUACAUUACGAAGAACUCUCGCACUGACUUGAGAUGGGCCAUUGCUGGCAGAAGUCGUGGGAAGCUAGAGGAUUUGGCCGAGAAGCUAAAGGCUAUCAAUCCUGAUCGCAUUCAACCAGGCAUCAUUGUUGUAACAAUGGAACAGCCAAGCCUUAACGAGAUGGCAGCAAGAAGCACUCUGGUCAUAAACGGCAUUGGCCCCUAUCAUCUCUAUUCGACCCCGGUCGUGGAAGCAUGUGCGACGAUGGGCACGCAUUACGUUGGUUUCUCAUUGGAAACUCCGUGGGUUGAAGAGAUGAUCUCGAAGUACCACAAAACUGCAACUGAAAAUGGGGCAAUUAUUAUCCCAACCAUCGCGCUCUGUCCUUCGGAUGUCGUCUCGUUUCUAGUUGCUAAGACUAUUCAUGAUCGCUAUGGGGGUAUCGGCACGGGCGAGGUCAACAGCACAGCCAAGCUCGAUAUUCAGGGAAUGAGCGGAGGUUCUUUAAAUACUGUGCUGAGUCUCAUCCAGUCCUACGGUAUCGGAUGGAUUCUCGUCGGAAACCCAUGGAGCCUAUCCGCCACUUCUACGCGCCGGAAGCCAAACCGCACCCCUCUCCUCUCUCGCAUCUUCGGCUACAGAUCGAUUCCAGGCUUUGGCGAUGUGACUACCUCUUUCCUCGCUAUCUGCAACGAAUCGAUUGCCCACCGCAGCUCCAGCCUCAUGCCCAAAAUCUACGGCCCAGACUUCAACUUCCACGAGUACCUCCCCACAACAGGCCCCUUCGCCGGCAUAGUCGCGCAUUUAAUCCUACGACUAGUCAUGCUCAUUGUCUCCUUUCCUCCUUUGCAAUGGCUCGCAGCAAAAUACCUCAUCCCAGCGUCAGGAACCGGCCCGGACCUUGCUAUCGCGGCGACUGCGGAGCGCCAGGAGUUCGUCGCCAUUGGCGCCUCGCUGAAAUCGAAGGGGGAGCAGGUAAGUGCGCGGUACGUAUAUGAGGGAUCUCUAUACUACUGCAGCGCACUUAUGGGGGUGGAGGCAGCUUUGUCUAUUCUGGGAGAGAAGACGUAUGCCCAUGAUAUUGGUGGUGGAAUUUUGACUCCUGCUACUUUGGGGAUGCCUUUCGUCGAGAGGCUUCGCAAUGCCGGGAUUAAGAUUGAGGUCGAUGCUUGAGAUUUUUUCUUUGUG